This is a messenger RNA of Lucilia sericata (common green bottle fly), 1545 nucleotides long. RefSeq names its product m7GpppX diphosphatase (gene Dcps). The transcript is spliced from 3 exons. Gene Ontology annotation, cellular component: P-body; nucleus. NCBI's taxonomy places the organism in Eukaryota, Metazoa, Arthropoda, Insecta, Diptera, Calliphoridae. The coding region runs from base 109 to 1386 and encodes 425 amino acids. Gene Ontology annotation, biological process: deadenylation-dependent decapping of nuclear-transcribed mRNA. The record is from RefSeq and is a predicted model, not a curated record. Gene Ontology annotation, molecular function: hydrolase activity; RNA 7-methylguanosine cap binding.
UCAGUCGCCGCCGCCGUUAAUAUUUGUCGGCGCAGGGCUCUGGUGCGGUUUUGUUUUUUUACGCGAAAAUUUAUAAUUUUUAUUAAUUAUUGUUAAUAUUACACAAAAAUGCCUGAAACUUUAGUAAACAAUGAAGUAGAGACCUUAACAAAUGAAGCAGUAAAAUGUGAGUCCACAGAAUCUCCCAGUACGGAGAAGGCGGCAAAAACUGAAAGCAACAAUGAACAAGAAACAACAACUCCUGUGAAAACACCAAAUUAUGAUUUAAACAAAUUUCGCUUGCAGCGUAUACUUAACAAUAAUACUCGUAAUAAGAGUAUAGCUUUAUUGGGUAAUUUCCCCGAUUUAUCGCCAAGUGAUAAGGCCAUUGUUAUAUUUGAGAAGAAGGCAUUCCAAGAAAGUGAGGUUGCUACCGGCAAAGACGAAGAAGAAGAAGAGAAUGCCAAAGAAAAUGGCAGUAAGGAAAGUGUUAAAGAAAAAGUGGAGACGGCAGAGGAGGAGGAGCCAAUGAAACCUACUUAUUUUUGCAGUGAUUUAAUAGUACAAACACAAUUUAUCAAUAAUAUUUAUGGCAGCUAUCAAUGUACACCACCGGCUAAAUUAAGUGGUGUUAAGGCCACUGUUGUUUAUCCUGCUACUGAUAAACACAUCGAAAAGUAUUCCAUUUGUCAGAAAUUUGUAAUAAAUGAAACUCCUGAGCUAUACAAAGAAAUCACACUUCCUUACAUUACCACCAGUCAAUUUUCCUUAGAGUGGGUUUACAAUAUUUUGGAACAUAAACAAGAAAAAGAACGUAUUAUUUUUGAAGAUCCUGAUCCAGAAAAUGGUUUCAUACUCUUGCCUGAUCUUAAAUGGGACGGACGUAAUGUUGAAAAUCUGUAUGUCUUAGCUAUAACUCAUAAACGUGAUAUUAAAUCUCUGCGAGAUCUCAAUUCUUCACACCUUCCAUUAUUGCGCAAUAUACGCUCACGUAUUGCUGAGGUAAUAGAAACGCGUUACGGUAUACUAGCUACUCAAUUACGCAUGUAUUUCCAUUAUCAACCUUCGUUCUAUCAUCUGCACAUACACAUUAAUCCUGUACGCAAUGAUGCUCCCGGUAUUUGGUGUGAAAAAUCUCAUAUGUUAGAUACUGUUAUAAAUAAUUUGGAACUUUUACCCGAUUAUUAUCAAAAAGCUACUCUGCCGUUUGUUUUGUAUGAUGGCAAUAAACUUUUGGAAUUAUAUGAAGCUAAAAUGACCAUUAGAAAAGCACUUAAACGUUCAGCGGAAAAAGUGGAUGCUACAGCAGAGGAGAAAGAUGAUGUUGACGAUGUUAAAGCUAAAAAACCAAAACUUAGCGAAGAGACUAAUGAAGCUUUGGACGAACCAAAGGCUGUGACUAACUAAUAAUUGUGUUUGUGUUAUUAUAAUAGUAUUGGACUGUUAUGAUUAACGUACUUAGAACAUACAUACUUUUUUUGCAAUUAUAAUUAAGUCAAAAUUUUAACAUUUUAUUAUCUUUAAAAAUUAAUUAAAUGAAGAAACUAUUUACGUUUUAAAUCUUGA